AUGAGCGGAAAUACAGUAUUCUUUAAAACUAUCAAUACGUUGGCAAUCAUUGCAUUGCUACUCAGUUUGAUCGGUAACUUGAUUACCUGGUAUUUCUGGAAUUUCAUCCUCGCUGCCAUCCUCAAAAUCUUCUUGGUCGUAUGCUUGAUUUUGAUCGAGUAUAGACAAUCUCCUUCAUUAGUGAAGCCAUUCUCUUUCAUGUUCUUUUUCCUUGGCCGUGGUGUUUUCUAUUUGACCCUUGGCUUUGUUUCUAUGGGUAUUGAUAUUCUCUCCAUCGUUGGUAGCUUCCUCCUGGUUCUUGUGGGCAUCAUCUACAUUGUCCUCCACUUUACUAACCACAAUGGCGAGCCCGAGUUCAUGUCCUUUGUUAGAUAUCAGCGUCUCACCAGUGGGCUUUCUCACGAGUUGCCUACUACAUCCUCUGCAGCAGGCACUACUCAGGUACCACACAAUUCCUAUCCUGUAGCUCAUCAAGUGCCCCUUGAUAACACACUCUCUAGCGGACAAUACAGUAACACCAGCCCUGUCACUCCAGAUGUCUCUCAUCAAUCAGCUACUCCCAAUAUUCCUCAUAGUCCUGCUCUUCCUGUUCACGCAGCGCAAGACAAAACAGAAGUCUAA
Messenger RNA from Mucor velutinosus, 621 nucleotides. RefSeq lists its product as uncharacterized. The transcript has 6 exons. Lineage: Eukaryota; Fungi; Mucoromycota; Mucoromycetes; Mucorales; Mucoraceae. Gene Ontology annotation, biological process: vesicle-mediated transport. Gene Ontology annotation, cellular component: Golgi membrane. The record is from RefSeq and is a predicted model, not a curated record. The coding region runs from base 1 to 621 and encodes 206 amino acids.